Hansenula anomala is the source of this 1137-nucleotide messenger RNA. It is a transcript of the gene DOS2, whose product is annotated as Dos2p. Lineage: Eukaryota; Fungi; Ascomycota; Saccharomycetes; Phaffomycetales; Wickerhamomycetaceae. The record is from RefSeq and is a predicted model, not a curated record. Gene Ontology annotation, cellular component: cytoplasm. The transcript has a single exon. The coding region runs from base 1 to 1137 and encodes 378 amino acids.
AUGGAUUUGAUCUAUGAACAAUCUGCUAAUUCAAAAACCAACGAAUCUCAAGAAACAUUAAAAGCAACAAACUCUAAUGACCCUUCAAAUGAGUUAAACAAGAAAACUGAAGAGUCUUUUGAGAAAUUUGAAAAUGAAGUUUCAAAAACUUACGAUGCCAUUGAGACUAAAGCUUCAACAUGGGGUGCUUCAUUUGGUUCAUUUAUAAGUAAUUUCAAAGUCAAUGAUUACAUUAAUGAAACACGAAAACAAGUUGAGAACUUUCAUUUAGAUGAAAAAGUUAAUUUAACAAAAUCCACAGUUACAAAGAAGUUUGAAGAAAUACAAAGUAGACUUGUUAAUGAAGAAAAUACAACCAAGUCAAAAAACAUGUGGAGUUUGUUAUCAAAUAAAACAAAUACAUAUUUGGAUGAAUUGGAUAAGGAAUUAGAACAAGUUGAGACGUUUGCAGGUUCAUAUGUUAACAAAUUCGGUCAAUUUAUCAAGGACUCAAUUGUAAUUUCGAAUCCUGAAGAUGAGGACGAAUUGAUUGAUGAUAGUGAAGGUGAUUUGUUAUUCAAUGUUUUAGAUGAUUCCAAAUCAAGACCCCAGAAAGUUACAUCAACAAGAACUGAAGCUCAAUUAUAUGCAUUACAUACAUCACCAGAAUUAUAUCUUACAAAUGCUCAAGAUGAAACAUAUGAUCAAUUCAAGAAAAGUUUCAAAUUGGAUUCCAAAACUGAAGAUAUUGCAGCUUUAUUGAAACAAAAUGUUGAAUUGAACAAACUUUCAACAAGUAUAGUCCCUGAAAAAGUCAAAUAUGACGAGUUUUGGACUAGAUAUUUCUAUCUAUACGAUAAAAUAUUGAAAGAAGAAUCCAAUCGUAAAAAAUUAUUGAAAAAGGGAAAUGAUACAAAUGAAACAAAAUCUGAAAAUGUUGAAUGGAGUGACGAAGAAGAAGGUGAUGAAAAUGAUGAAGCUAAAAAUAAACAUGAAAAAUCAACAACUUCUAGUGAAGGUACCUAUGAGCUAAAAUCUGUUAAUUCAUCAACUUUAGAUGUUACAAAAGAAGCUAGAAACACGAAAAAUAAGGAUAAAACAAAUUCAAACAAAAAUGAUGACAACGAUGACGAUGAAGACGAUGAUGAUUGGGAAUAA